Messenger RNA from Podospora bellae-mahoneyi, 1305 nucleotides. RefSeq lists its product as uncharacterized. The record is from RefSeq and is a predicted model, not a curated record. Lineage: Eukaryota; Fungi; Ascomycota; Sordariomycetes; Sordariales; Podosporaceae.
AUGGGCGGUCGAGAGCGUUCCGCAGGAAACGAUGCUUUUCAAAUUGACGGUGCGACCGCCUUACGGGCUCUCAACCAAAUCUUUCAGGAUGCUCCGCAGAGCACCAAUUGCUUUUGCGUGUUCAUCGACGGCCUUGAUGAAUUCCAGGACCCAGAUGGGUGGAUCAGUCCGACUUGGUCGACCUGCUCUACAAAUGGGCAUCUGCAGGGUAGUCCAGUGUCAAAUUAUUUGUCAGAGCAGACGGCCUUCUGCAACAAAUUUGCGCCGGAGCUCACGAUUCGCCCACACGAUCUUACGCGGUACGAUAUGGAACGAUUUGUGGAGGAAAGACUGCAAAAGGUUCCGGACGUUGAAUUCAAACAAAAGCUGAUUCGGACUAUCCCUCAAAAGGCUGAAGGUGUGUUCAUCUGGGCCAAGCUCGUUGUUGGAGAGAUACGGGAGGAUUUGAAUAUGGGCGAUGCAGUUGAUCUCGACUUGAGCAUACUCGAUCGUUUCCCAGCUGGCCUGCGACCGCUUCUCGACAGAACGGUGGCAAUCAUCCCCGAAAGACACCGUCGUAACGCGUAUCUUGUCUUCGCCAUACGUCCGGUGAUGGUGCGACUUAUAAUCCCUUGUUCCGUCGUUGCGCUCUUUUUCAGACAUGACUAUUGCAAAAACCGCCAGUUUGCAUCUACACUUACCCCUCUGAAGUGGCAACUAGAAAUAGUGGUAGACGCAGAUACGGUCAUCGAUUCUGAUGACGAGCGUGUUGAUAAAGCCGAGACCCAGCUUCGAACCUGGUGCAGGGGGCUGGUGGAGGUGUUGAUUGUUCACCCGGGUGCUUCGGCACGGAGCACUUGGGGUCUAGGUACUGGUAUCAGUUACCCGUCACGGAUGCUACUGCAUCAAACCUAUAUUUCACACAGAACAGUCUCGGAAUAUUUCCAGGAGGCUGUGGUUCAAGAUGUUCUGCUCAAAGGCGGAGUGACGAGAGAUACCACUCAUGACGCCAUUUCGCAGAUGCUCCUCGCCGAAUUCUGCCACUGCGGCCCUCUCUCCCGUAUAUGCCACCGUGGCUGGAUGAAACAGCUGCUCCUUCUUCGACAGAAACAUUCUUUAGACAGUCCGCCGUUUGUGUUCUUGGAACGCCUGCAAAAUGUCAUGACCCGCAAGCAAGUGGUAAUGCGGUUUAUCCUUGCCGAACAGAGGGGAAAGCAGCACCUGGAGCUGAAUCUCAACAAGGACCACGAUUCGUCUCAAACUCGAGGCGAGAUAAUUGACAUUGGAACCAUCGCAAUGAGCGAAGUGCCAGGCAUGCCGUGGUGA